Messenger RNA from Aspergillus mulundensis, 3057 nucleotides. RefSeq names its product MCM DNA helicase complex subunit MCM4. Bases 1 to 3057 code for a protein of 1018 amino acids. Gene Ontology annotation, molecular function: single-stranded DNA helicase activity; ATP binding; single-stranded DNA binding. Gene Ontology annotation, biological process: DNA replication; DNA strand elongation involved in DNA replication; mitotic DNA replication initiation. The record is from RefSeq and is a predicted model, not a curated record. The transcript has 3 exons. Lineage: Eukaryota; Fungi; Ascomycota; Eurotiomycetes; Eurotiales; Aspergillaceae. Gene Ontology annotation, cellular component: MCM complex; nucleus.
AUGUCUUCUCCCGCUCCUUCCCGCCGCAGGGGUCGUCCGGCGAGGGACUCGGCUACCGCAUCACCGGCUCGCUCAACUCGCUCAACACGCUCGCAGCAGCAAUCUCAAACAACCAAUUCUCAAACGACGCCUCGUGCUUCGCGCCGACUACAGGGCGAGGCUGCCGUCCCUUCCUCUUCCCCCAUGUUCUACCAAUCGUCACCCGCCAGAGGAAACAGCAGCGCCGCUGAGACACCAGAUGCUAGAAUGGAAGAACCCAGUUCGCCUAUCAGGGCUUCGUCCACUAUGGACGAUGGAGAGACGACGCCCCGUGCCAAUGGAACUGCUCUUCGAGAUUCCUCACCUAUCCGAUAUGUAUCCAGUUCCAGCCCCACACGUGCUUUCGGCCGGCAGACAGGCCACUCAGAUAUUCACAGCGAUAGCAGCGGUCUAUUCGUUUCAUCACGCCAGGGCUUGGACGGCCAGCGUAUCGCUUCCCGCCGUAGCGACCUCCAUUCUGGAGGGUUCGGGUCAACACCAAGCCGCAGACGCAGAGUUUUCGUGGAUGCUAAUGGAGUUCCUGCCGCUGAUGGCGAGCUUCAAUCCGAUGCUACGUUUUCCAACAUCCACCCAGACACCUCAGAAGCAGAGGCUAUGGGAGGUAGUUCCACCCGUGUGAUUUGGGGUACCAAUAUCUCCAUUCAGGAUUCCAUGUCGGCGUUCAAGAACUUUCUGCACAAUUUCACCACCAAGUAUCGUCUAUGGGCGGACGGAGCCACGGAAGAUGAAACACGUCGAAUGGGAGAGUCGGCGGAGGAACGAGAGUAUAUCGACAUGCUGAACACCAUGCGCCAAUUGGGUGUUACCAGUCUUAAUUUGGACGCAAAGAACCUCAAGGCAUACCCGCCAACCUUGAAGCUGUGGCAUCAGCUCCAGGCCUACCCCCAGGAAAUUAUCCCUCUCAUGGAUCAAAGCGUGCGGGAUGUCAUGGUCGAGCUGGCAGCCAAAGAAAUGGAUCGCCUGCGGUCUCGACUACAACGCGGCCAGAACAACCACAGGGACUUGAGUUCAGCUCCUGUUGUUCCCAGCUCUGAUGCUAUGAGCGAGUCGGGCAGGAUGCCGCAAACUGAGAUUCCGGAUUUGGUUGCUGAGGCUGAGACAAAACCAUACAAGGUUCUGCCGUUCGGCCUCGACUCCACAAUCAACAUGAGAGACCUCGACCCGGCCGAUAUGGACAAAUUGGUGAGUAUCAAGGGAUUGGUCAUCCGAGCCACGCCCAUUAUUCCCGACAUGAAAGAGGCGUUCUUCCGCUGUCAAGUCUGUAACCACUCGGUCCAGGUCGAUAUAGACCGCGGCAAGAUAGCCGAGCCCACCAUUUGCCCCCGUCAGGCAUGCCAAGAGAGAAAUUCAAUGCAAAUUGUGCACAACCGCUGUGUCUUUGCCGACAAGCAGGUCAUCAAGCUGCAGGAAACUCCUGACAGCAUCCCUGACGGUCAGACGCCUCACUCGGUUUCUCUGUGUGUCUACGACGAGUUAGUAGAUGUUUGCAAGGCAGGUGAUCGUGUUGAGGUGACGGGAAUCUUCCGUUCCAACCCCGUGCGAGUUAACCCUCGUCAGCGGACACAGAAGACUCUAUUCAAGACAUAUAUUGAUGUUCUGCAUGUCCAGAAGAUUGAUCGGAAGAAACUUGGUGUCGAUGUUUCUACCGUCGAACAGGAACUCUCUGAGCAAGCUGCUGGAGACGCAGACCAGGUUCGCAAGAUCUCGGCGGAAGAGGAAGAAAAGAUCCUCCGGACAUCUACAAGGCCUGAUCUGUAUGAGCUUCUCGCCCGGUCUCUCGCGCCCAGUAUCUAUGAAAUGGAUGAUGUGAAGAAGGGCAUCUUGCUCCAAAUGUUUGGCGGGACCAACAAAUCAUUCCAAAAGGGUGGUAACCCUCGCUACCGUGGCGAUAUCAACGUACUCCUCUGCGGUGACCCCUCCACAUCGAAAUCCCAACUACUCCGAUAUGUGCACAAGAUUGCGCCGCGCGGUGUCUACACCAGUGGUAAAGGCUCAUCCGCCGUUGGUCUUACGGCCUAUGUCACGCGUGACCCGGAAACCCGCCAAAUGGUUCUCGAAUCCGGUGCUUUGGUCUUGUCCGACGGAGGUGUCUGCUGCAUUGACGAAUUCGACAAAAUGAACGAAUCCACGCGCUCCGUUUUGCACGAAGUCAUGGAGCAGCAGACAGUCUCUAUUGCCAAGGCGGGUAUCAUCACGACUCUGAACGCUAGAACAAGUAUUCUUGCUUCAGCCAACCCCAUUGGCAGCAGAUACAACCCGAACUUACCGGUUCCGCAAAAUAUCGACCUGCCACCAACCCUGCUGUCUCGUUUCGACCUUGUUUACCUCGUCCUUGACCGUGUGGACGAGAUGGAGGACCGUCGACUUGCAAAGCACAUUGUCAACAUGUACCUUGAAGAUAGGCCUGAGAACGCGAGCGAGCGUGAAGUCCUGCCUAUCGAAUUCUUGACAGCCUACAUUACCUAUGCCAAGACCAAGGUGCACCCCGUUCUUACGCCGGCAGCCGGCAAAGCCCUCUCCGACGCAUACGUGAAUAUGCGUAAGCUUGGAGACGAUAUCCGCUCCACCGACCGCCGAAUUACCGCUACUACCCGUCAACUAGAGUCAAUGAUUCGUCUGGCUGAAGCUCACGCUCGCAUGCGCCUAUCCGAAGAGGUGACCGCAGACGAUGUUGAAGAGGCCGUGCGCUUGAUCCGGUCUGCCAUCAAACAAGCGGCAACCGAUUCUCGAACAGGAUUGAUUGAUAUGAGUCUACUCACCGAGGGCACAAGUGCGAGCGAAAGACGAAACAAGGAGCAUUUGAAGCGCGCCAUCUUGGGCUUGAUUGAUGACUUGGCGAGCGGAGGUGCUGCUCGCUGGGCGGAAGUUUAUCGAGUCCUGAAUGACCAGUCCAGCUCCGAGGUUGAUAGUGCCCAGUUUACGGAAGCUGUUCGCGCGCUCGAGUCUGAAGGUCUUGUGAACAUCCUGGGUGAGGGUGCGCGGAGAAGCAUCCGCCGCGCAGCCGGCGCAGUUGUGUGA